AUGGCCCCGCUAACUCGGAAGCGGAAGGCCCGCCCGCCUCACGCCGUUGCCCGGCAGCGGCCCCGCUCCGAGCCCCGAGGAGACGGGAGAGACUCCGGGAGAGACCCCAGCCCAGUCCCAGCCGCGGGCGAUGGAAGCCGAUGACACGCAGGAACCAGAGCUCGCCGAAACCAUGGGACAGCUCCAGCAGGAGCUGCGGAAAGCCAAGGAUGACCACAAGAUGGCCAUAGGUGCCAUCUCUUCCUUGCAAAGACAGAUGGAGAUCCAAGAAUCUGAGCUUCGGAGAAUCAGAUCUGAAAAGGAAUUGCUCCAGAAGCAGCUCAGAGAGAGAGAAGUCCAGCUCCAAGCUAUGUCUGACAAGGUACAGCCCAAGAGCGUGGUGGCCAUGGCUAGCAGGAGACACAGCAGCUGGGAAUUUGGGAUUUUUGCAACAUUCACUCUCUCACAGGCAGGAGGGGAACCUGUAGCUGUGAAACUGAAGAGUAAAAUAUUCUCCUUCCAGUUUUGCAGCCUGACAGAAGAACAGAGGCAGGAAGAAGCGGUGGUGGCGAUGGUGGAGGAGAACCAAAACCUUCAACAGGUUGUCACAGAACAGGAAUUCCAGCUGGCUGAGCAGAACAAGCUCAUCAGUGAGCUACAGGGGACAAUCAGCCAGCUGCAGGCUGAGGCUGUGAGCACCCGCCUCCACCUCCUGCAGCAGAAACAGGCCCAGAGGGAGACCCAGAGCCAGCUUGAGGCACUGCAGCACGCAGAGCUGCAAACCAGAGUGGCACUGGAGCUCAUCAGCAGCAAGGUAAGCGUGGCCUCUUUCACCUCAGAGCCCUGUCUCCCUCUUGGGAAUCUCAAUCCAUUUGCUCCCUAG
Melospiza georgiana is the source of this 862-nucleotide messenger RNA. RefSeq names its product coiled-coil domain containing 27 (gene CCDC27). NCBI's taxonomy places the organism in Eukaryota, Metazoa, Chordata, Aves, Passeriformes, Passerellidae. The coding region runs from base 131 to 862 and encodes 243 amino acids. The transcript is spliced from 3 exons. The record is from RefSeq and is a predicted model, not a curated record.